UGUUCGCUGGACAAGGCACACGAAAUGGCGUCUGCUGCAGAUUACAACAGUUACAGUCAGGCUGGAGGCCAGCAAGGCUACAGCUCCUAUGCGGCCCAGCCCUCGCAGGGAUAUGGACAGACCACCCAGCAGUCAUACAGUCAACAACAAAGCUAUGGUUCAUACACCCAACCAGCGGAUUCAACCUACUCCCAGAGUGGCGGCUCUACAAGCACUUACGGCCAGCAGGCCUAUGGAUCAUCCUAUGGACAGCAACCACCAGCCAGUGGUGGUUAUAGUGCCACUCCAGCUGCACCGCAGGGCUACAGUCAGACAGUGCAGGGAUAUGGAGCUGGCAGCUAUGAUGCUUCCACUGCUGCUGCAGCUGCUGCUGCUGCUACCACCUCCACUAGCAGUAAUCCGACCUCGUAUGCUGGGCAGGCCAGCUACGGCGCUCAGUCUGCAUAUCCUGGAUAUGGGCAACAGCCUGCUUCUGCUGCACCUCCUAGUUACAGUUCUGGCAGCCAGCAGCCAUCUGGAUAUGAGCAGAGCUCAUAUUCUCAGCAGCCCCAGCAAAGCUCUUACUCUCAGCAACAGCAGGGAGGCUAUGGGCAGCAGAGCUCCUACAGUCAGCAGGGAGCAUAUCAGCAAGCUCCUCCCCAGCAGCAACAGGCUCCACCUUCCAGCUACGCUCCACCUUCUGGAUCCUAUGGACAGCCCCCUGCUAGCCAGUAUGGACAACACGGCAGCACUGGAGGUGGCUAUGGCCAGUCAGAUUACAAACCAACUAGUCAGUAUGGUAAUUACAGGCAGGACCAUCAGAACGGCAUGGGCAGAGGCGGCUACUCGGGCCCUGAAUCCGGAGGAUAUGGGGGCCCUGGAGAGGGCCGUGGCAUGGGAGGGGGGGAGAACCGCGGGCGCGGCCGGGGUGGGUUUGACCGGGGCAUGAUGCGAGGAGGUGGUGGCAUGCGAGGGGGCAUGAGCCGAGGAGGCAUGGGCAUCGCUGGAGACAGAGGUGGCUUCAGUAAGCCUGGUGGAAUGGAGUCCAAUUUGGGACGUCCAGAGGAGCAAGAUGACUCUGAAAAUAGCACUAUCUACAUCACUGGGCUGACUGAGAAUGCUACAUUGGAGGAAAUGGCUGACUUCUUCAAGCACAGUGGAAUCAUUAGGAUAAACAAACGUACAGGCCUGCCCGCCAUCAACCUAUACACAGAUAAAGACACGGGGAAACCUAAAGGUGAUGCCACUCUGUCUUAUGAGGAGCCUCCAUCUGCUAAGGCAGCAGUUGAGUGGUUUGAUGGCAAAGAUUUCCAGGGCAAGAAGUUGAAGGUGUCCAUGGCUCGACGAAAGCCCAUGAUGGGAAUGAUGCGAGGGGGCAUGCCAAUGAGGGGAGACCGAGGUGGCAUGAUGGGACGAGGAGGAAUGAUGGGUCGUGGAAUGGGCAGAGGUGGGGAUCGAGGAGGCUUCAUGCCCCGCGGGGGUCCCAGGGGAAUGGGGCGUGGAGGACCAACUGGAGCAAACAUGCAGCAGAGGGCAGGCGACUGGCAGUGUCCAAAUGCGGGAUGUGGAAACCAGAACUUUGCCUGGAGGAUGGAGUGUAACCAGUGCAAGGCUCCCAGACCUGAAGGCUUUGGACCUCCUCCCUUCCCCCCUCCAGGUGGUGACCGUGGUCGUGGUGGCCCGGGUGGGAUGCGUGGUGGCCGUGGUAUGGACCGUGGUGGGCCAGGCGGACCUGGAGGCUUCCGUGGGGGUAGAGGUGGAGACCGUGGAGGCUUCAGAGGUGGCCGUGGCAUGGACAGAGGCGGCUUUGGUGGAAGGGGUCGAGGAGGGCCUCCUAUGGAUGACAUGGGAAGAAGGGGGCGAGGAAUGGGACCACCUGGCAAAAUGGACAUGAAGGUAGACCAUCGUCAGGACCGGCGAGAGAGACCGUAUUAAGAGACUCCUCGCUGGCCAAAACCACCUUUCACUUUUCAAAUUAUUUUAAACUUGUAUUUCCAUAUUUAUAAAUGUUUAGUAUGGAACUCUUUACUGCUUUGCCGUUUAACGUGUUUUUGUGCUCUUUAUUCUGCUUAAGAACUGUUAAUGAAACCAGAUGCACAUGGAAAUGCAGGGUGUUCAGUGUGCCAUUUGGGUUUGUCAGAAAUGUAAUUGUGGAACUAUGUGAAGGUUAUUUUUAUUUUUUUUAUCCCAAUACCCCUCAUUUGCUUUACUCUGCUUUCCUGUGUGAAAAUGUUGAAUAAAAAAAAACAUGAAAAAC
Molecule: messenger RNA, 2236 nt
Organism: Xyrauchen texanus (razorback sucker)
Lineage: Eukaryota; Metazoa; Chordata; Actinopteri; Cypriniformes; Catostomidae
Product: RNA-binding protein EWS-like
Exons: 16
Coding region: 25-1914 (629 amino acids)
Biological process (GO): regulation of DNA-templated transcription
Cellular component (GO): nucleus
Molecular function (GO): transcription coregulator activity; RNA binding
Source: RefSeq, a predicted model, not a curated record